AUGCGCUACUCCGCUGCUCUGCGACCCAGCCCCGCUGCGCUUGCCACGAUUGACGCCGUGAUGAGCAGGGAGAACGCACUCGUGCCACGGCUCAUCAACUGGGCGGAGGAGAGCACCAGCAACGCGCGGCUGGUGCUGAAGUGGCCGGGCGCCACCAGCUCGGUGCGAGCUUUCACCGUCGAGCCGGCGACGAGCGUGCGUCAGCCGCGCACCAUCUUCUUCACGCGGCGCGACGAGGACGAGCCGUGCUACGUGGAUUCGUUCGACCCGAUGUACGCGGCGCUCAUGUGGCCGCUCGUCUGCCCAGACGGCGCUCCGCCGCGGCUAAAGGGGCUCGUCGAUUCGGCGGGAACAGUACUGCGGCCAGCCGGUGCGCUCCUCGACAAAGAGGCGAAGAAUAUCAGACAGGAGACUCUCGCGCUGAUGCUACAGCCGGAGCGCACUUCCCGAGGAGCGAACCUGGUUAUGCCGACUCCCGCGGGUAUUCACGCUGGCAUAUCGGAGCUGAGACAUCCCACGUCGGAGGCCGCACCGGUCACAGGCAAGCUCACGGUCCAAAGAGUCGUUCGCACCUGCCGCGCGCCGGGCCGCAUGCAGGAGCCCGCAGGACCACUGAGUGUCGGCGAGUCGGCGCCGGCUGCGACGGCGCCGACGGAAGCUGUCGGUGCUGUGAGGCCCGAGCCGGCAUCUGAGUUGGCAUCUGAUCCGCCGUCAUCUGAUCCGGCGCCGGAGCCAGAGGGCGCGUCUGCUGAUGCACCGACCGACGGAGAGGCGCAGGCAGUGGAGCUGAGCGAGGCGCAGGCGAUGGAGGUGAUCGCUGCAGUGGAGGCGGUGCGCGCCGGCGGCGCCACCGCGGAGACCGAGCUGCACGGGUGGCACAUCGGCUUCUCAGCGGCAGCGCGCGGCGCCCCUCGCGGCGACCUGGUCGUGGUCGAUCCUCGCGACGGCUCCAAGCUGCAUUCGGUCGUCUCUCUCAAGCGGCGGCUCAGCUUGCUUCCGCCUGCAGAGGCGCCGCCCUCGCCCGAGCCGGAGCCGGAGCCGGAGGAGGAGGAGGAGCUGGGCUUGGGCGGCCGGCCUCGCCGCAGGGCGGCGCAGAACGUCAGCUAUGCCGAGGCUGCCCUCACUGCUCCCAAGCCGAGCGACAUCGUCGUUGCGAGGCUGGCGGCGGCGGAGCGGGAGGAGCAGGCUGGCAGCGCCGGCGGCGGCGGGGAGUGCCGCGGCGUGGUCUGGGUUGCCGAGGCGAUCGCGGGCGAGUACAACGAUUUUCACGCCAAGGCGCCGCCGCCCAAGCGGGCGAAGACAGGCGGCGGCGGCAAGCGGGGCGCGGCGGAGGAGGAGCUGGUGCCUGUGGUGGCGACGCGCGCCGCGCUGUCGAGCCUGCUGCGGCAGGGCCGCGUGCGCCGCUGGCUGGUUUCGCCGGCGAGCGGCUGCCUGGCGCCCCCCUCGACGAUUGAAGGCGCGCUCGGGCGGCUGCUGCUGCAGACGCUGCAAGCCGAUGAGCCGGCCGGCGGCGCCGAGGGCAGCGAUGCUCCGCCAUGGCGCCUCGCAUUGCGGCCGGGCGGCGGCGGCGAGGCGUCGGAGGGUGGGGGCAGCGCUGCACCGAAGGUGAGGAGCCUCGGCGGCGUGGCGAUGGAGCCGCUCGUGUCGGUGGACGCGCUCAAGGGAAUGCUGCCGGUCGCGCCCUUCGACGCGUCCGCCUUCGCCGCGCCGCCCGGCUGGCGCGAGGGGGGCGGUGCAGACGGCGGGCCGUGGCUCGGCCAGCUCUCGGGCGGAGAGUGGCAGAUCCGCAGCCGCGCAGCGACGCGGGCCAUCAGCCACGUGGUCGGCCAGCUGCGAGGGCUCGGCUUGGUCUCGGUGGUGCCUCCGCACGCGUCGGGCCGCUCGACCGAGCUGGUCGUCAUCAACAACCACUACGCCACUGGCGAGCCGCGCGAGGAGGAGCGCGAGAAGCGUUCGCGGCAGCGGAAGGAGCCCGAGGAGGAGGAGGAAGACCUCGCCGACAUUGAGAAGGAGCGGCUGCGCAACAUCGCCCGCAAUCAAGAGCUCCUGCGGCAGCUCGGUCUGGCGUGA
This is a messenger RNA of Emiliania huxleyi CCMP1516, 2070 nucleotides long. RefSeq lists its product as hypothetical. The transcript has 9 exons. Bases 1 to 2070 code for a protein of 689 amino acids. Lineage: Eukaryota; Haptophyta; Isochrysidales; Noelaerhabdaceae. The record is from RefSeq and is a predicted model, not a curated record.